AUGCCCCACUAUCAGCCGGGCCUGGUGGCGAAGAGCGCGGGACACGGUAAGUCCUUCGAGGGACCGAUGGGUACGGUAGACAGGAGGAGCCGCAAGGUUCGGUGCACAAGUGUGUCACUUCCCCAGACCAAUCGAAUAGUCGUUUUCAAGCCCAUUACCCCGAUUGCCUUCCUUGUUUUUUUGUCACCCAAAUUCUAGGAAACAGCCUAGUAAUCCGACACCCACUUCACUUUUUGAAAGGAGCCAAACUUUUCAGGCUCUUCGGAGCCUGUGUUGACGUCAUCAAGUGCUCCAUUUAUAGCUUGUAAGAUAUUAGUAAACAAUUCAUAGAUGCCUUUUCUGAGCUCUUUCUCUGCUGACCAACAGAAGCUCCCUGACAUCAUCCGUUUACGUGAGAGCUCUCUGGGCUCUGGGCUUGUGUGCUCAACAGAAAAUGGAAACUUUUUGCAAAAAAAAAAACGCAUUUUCCGUGCGCUCCGAUUCCCCGGACGAAAAGCCAACGCUCUUCCGGCGCGCGCGCACACACACACACAAAGUUUCGAAGUUCAAAAUAGAGCUGGGCCGAUGACGUCAUGAAAACGGAAGACAUCUGGAAUCACCUGAGUUUUUUUGCUUUGUCUCUAUAGAACUCAUCGAUAUCUUCAUUUCGAACUGCUAACUUGAAUGAAAAUGUUGACUCUGACAAGUAUUCCUAAGCCCUUUUUGUCGGUUUUCUGUUCUUUUCUGAUUAGAGACAUGUUGACGGUGAGCUUCCGAAUUAUUCAUAACGACCAAGGGGGACGGGAUACUCAUUAUGACGCCGUGGGAAAAGAAGAGGUUGAAAAUACGAGUUUCAGAAUGGUUCUACCUGGGCAUCGGUGGAGCCCUGGGUCUCGCGGCUCUCGUCGCCGUCGCCGCCCUUCUCGCCGUCCGUAAACGCCGUCAAUACCCGUCGCUUUUGCUCCCACCAAAACAGGUAUGUUCUCUGACAGCCCCUCACGAAAGUGCGUUCACACUAAAAGUGCACUUGCUCUUUUUGUGCUUCAUAUUAUUCACUCGCCCUCGAUUUGAUCUGUUCCCGAGAACUCUCUCAAGCAUUAAUUAAUUACACUUUAGAUGAAAAAGACGACGACGUCAGAGUGUUGUUAUUCAUAGAAAAACGGGGGGAAAGCCCGAUCAUUUCCUCUUCCCCCUCCUCAAUUUCAUUAAGCCACAUUUUUUUGUUUACCAAGGACUACAUUGAAGCCGUUGCAGGUGAUUGCCGUCCGCGGAGGAUUUCCCAAGGGUCCGGGCGGUCUGAAGCAGUCCCCGUCGCCCCUCCAAUCGCCGCUUUCCAAUGACUCGACCCCGUCGCCCGUCAUUCCGCUACAGACCCUUCUCGAGGAUCGCACCAGAAAGGUACGGGAGCAUUGAAACCAUUCUGGGAUCAACCCUCCAGUUCCUUCCAGUUGUCCCCGUCGGAACUGCCAUCCGAGCGCGGCACCAUCUCUUUCACACUCAGCUACGAUCAGCACACGCUGACCCUGCUUGUCAGCAUCAUCAACUGCCGCAAUCUGUGCGAGAUGGUCGUCUCGCGCGACGGACAGUGUCUCCUCGACCCUUACGUCAAACUGCAACUCCUGCCGGAGCGCGAACAUCGCGUCAAGACCCGCAUUGUUCGUUCGACGACCAACCCGGUCUACGAGGAACAGUUCGCCAUGUACGGAGUCAAUCAGGAGCAGGUCAACUUCGCCACGCUCCACUUCCAGGUCGUCGCGUUCGACCGCUACUCGCGCGACACCGUCGUCGGCGAGUGCGUCUACAGACUCGCCGACGCGGAGCUCCAGGUGCACAACGAGAUGCGCGUGGAACUGCCGCUCCUGCCCCGCGCCACGGACACGGUCGCCGCGCGCGGAGAGCUUCUGCUCUCGCUAACCUACCAAGCCGCGUUCAACAAUCUGACUGUGGUCGUGCUCAAGGCUCGCGGACUCGGAGGCCGCAACGACGCCGGCACCGCCGACCCGUUCGUCAAGUUGUACCUGAGAAAGGAGAGCGGAGAGCGCAUCGUGAAGAAGCGGACCCACGUGAGACGGUCCACUUUGAAUCCGGUCUACAACGAGUCGUUCGUGUUUGAACUGCCCGAAGAUCGGUUGGAACACUCGGUCAUCGACUUGCAGGUGAGACCAUAAUUGUGCCUUUUCUGAGUCAUGCACUCGUUCCGUUUUCAGGUGAUCAACCACGACCGCGUCAAUCGCAACGACGUCAUCGGAAGAGCGCUGCUGAACAUGGAGGACUCGCACGUCGUCGAAGUGCUCGAGAACCCUGGCCGUCAAGUUGCUCAGUGGCACCAUCUCGACUAAUCCCCCCUUCCCGCCCGUCUUAUUCCCCAAUGCUUUUGUGUAGACUCUACUGGUUUUCGAACCUAAUCCCCCCACUCAACCAACAACAAAAAAAUCUCCAAAAAAAGACGACAAUUUUCCGUUUUUUUUUUUCAUUUUGCAGCAGACUUUUUCUCUUUAUUUUAACACUUUAACAUAACACAAGGACACGAUUUCCGAAAUGGGCAGCACCCACUCAAAUUACAAAAAACUCUCUUCCUCCCCUUCGAACCAUCACCAAGCAGGCAAUUCUCUCACCGUUUAUGAACGAAUAAAGACCCGUUCCACUUUUGUUAUAUCAUUUUUGUUAGUGCAUCGUUUCAGAUUUGUUUUCAGCAGUAAUCGAGCUCAGAGCACUCUUUUCAAGAAAGCCGGAUUGCUUUUCAAAAAUAUUACUUUUCAGAAAUCUGAGCUGUAAACUCGUCAAAUUUUAAUGGUUGCCGCGGUUCAACUUAUUUUACGUGAAAUAUUUAUUUUUUAUCGAUUUGUUAAAGUUUGUCCACCGAAUUACUGAAUUAGAGCUCUUAAACGGGACCAAAAAGCAACCGCUGCUCAAUCUACAGCUGGCUACGGUUGACAAAUCGGUUCAGUGUCGUAAAUUCUGGCGCACGGUGUUUACACACAACGAAACAAUUUUGAACAGAAUUUUGAAAUUUCCUUGCACAGUUCAUCGGAAUUCGUUUUUUUCGGCGAAUCUUUUCGCAAAAUAAGUAUUUCAAACGGUUAUUCUUGUUCUUUUUUUCAUUCUCUUGCUAAGCUGCCCUUCAGAAGCUUAAAUUCGUCGGCUGAAAUUUAGGUUUUCCCAAACAAUCAUUUUCAGGUGAGAGAACUGGGUGGAAGGAUGACUUCAUUACGAUUUCUUCUCCUUAUCGCCCUUUUUUCAACUGCAAUAGCGUAUCGGCUGAAUGUUCCGCGUGUGCUGCUUCCGUACCAUCCAACAAUACCCGUUUCUUUUGUUCUGGAAGUGACACACCCGACUGGAGGAUGUUUUAAUUGGUGAAAAUUAUGAAAUACUGGAAAAUAUUGACAACAAUUGCAUUUUCAGGAGAUCCACUCGUCCAGACAUUGUGUCCGUCAAAAGUCUUGAUACAGAUGGGGUCGGAUGCUCGGAUAAAGCCGAAAUUCGGUCGGUUGCCAAACCAGGAAGCGUCGGAAGCUCUGAACUUUCUUCGGUGAUUUUCGCAGAAGAUAAAGGUAAGAAAAAGUUUCGUUUUUGAAGGGUUGUCCUUUCUUUCUUUCAGGAUCCGGCACGACUCUGAGUUGCGGAGUGACUGUCGACGAAAUCGCCACAAUCAGCAUUGAGACGACGACGAAAGUGCUCUUCGUGGAUGCCGCGCCCGCCAGAAUGACCGUCGAUGCGUUCAACGCCGACGGAGAUCGCUUUUCGACUCUCAGCGAGAUCGCUUUGGAGUGGGAGCUCUCCUCCACGUCUACGAACAAAGCAAAGCCUCUCCGAAUCGUUCCGUUCGAGCAGUCGACUUACGAAGCGCCCGCAGAGAUUGUGAAACUGGAAAAGAGUCGCAAGAAGGGAUAUCUGAUUCUGAUUGAGGGCGUUAUGACUGGAACUGCCACGCUGACCACCAAGUUCAGCGAUUCCUACUUGCAAGUGAGUUUUGAAUGCACAGAAACCUUUACAAUUAUUUAAAUCCUUUCAGAAAGUCGCCGCUCACAACGUGGAACUGGCCGUCGUCGCCAAUCUUCUUCUCGUUCCCUCCCAGGACAUCUACAUGCCCGUCCACUCGACCCUCUCCUUCCAAGUUCUGAUCGUCAAACAGCGCGGAACCGAGAUCGUCACCAUGCCGAAUCCUUCUUACGAACUGCAAAUCGACGGCGGUGAUGUGGCUUCGCUCGACAAGAAGACGUCAUCUGUGCGUGCGCUCGCAAAGGGAAACACGGCCGUGCACCUGCUCAGCAGUCGUGAGUGUUUUUGCGAAAUUCGCUUUGAGUUUUAAAUGAGCUCUUCCAGAUGUUGACGUGCGCGCAAAAGCGGGACUCCGUCCUCCAUCCACCGUAAUCCACGUCGUCGACGCCGAAUCCGUUCAAUGGCACGUUUCGGGCGAGAACUGGAUGCUGGAGACCGGAAAACAGUACACGAUCAACGUGGAAUUGCUCGACGAGCACGGAAACGUCAUGUUUGUCGCCGACAACUCGCGAUUCGACACCAAAAUCGACGAAGACCUUCUGCGCGUCGAUUACAAAUCGGAGAACGGCACCUGGUUCGUCGUGACGCCAUUGAAACCGGCCAAGACCACUCUUCGCACUCAAUUCGUCGCAAUCAUAGAUGCGAACGGAAAGAGAAUAGCUCAAAGCGGAAAGAUCAGCGGCGAGCAGAGGGCGAUCCUCGUGGACCCGGUCCGCAUCAUCCCGCCCGUUGUCUAUCUACCGUUCAUUCCGGAAACUCGUGCCCAAAUCGAACUCGCCGCCACCGGAGGAAGUGGACACUUUUCGUGGAAUACCGCCGACGGACACGUGGCAACUGUGGACCAGACGACCGGACGACUGACGGCCAUGUCGAUCGGAGACACGGCCGUGAAAGUGACCGACAAGAUGAACUCGCAUCUCGGUGCCCGAGCCAAUGUGCACGUGCUCGAAGUGGCCGGCAUUGCGUACGGAGAAACUGCUCGCGAAACGUUCGUCGGCUCGGAUCUCGUGUUGAAUCUGAAGGUCUCCGGAGUCACUUCUGAUGGAAUCCACGUGGACAUGUCGGACUGUCGAAACGCUCGACCGCAUGUUCAGAUUUCGGAUAACUCCCUGCUUCGCCACGACUCGGACGCGGUUUCAGUUAUACCGAAGGUCGGAACUGGAUGCGGAACUAUCACUUUAAGUGGACUGAGUUCUGGAGACGCUCGUAUCACCGUCACUUUCAUGGGCUACAAGGCGAGCAUCGAUGUGGCUGUCUACGAGAAACUGCAAAUCUCCGAGGACUCGACGGCAAUCGCUCUGGGAAGUGCCCAUCCGCUCACUCUUUCCGGAGGACCUCGACCGUGGAUUCUCGAUCCGGCGUCGUUCUACAAAAGACGUGACAACGAGGAGAAGAAGAAUAAUCUGCAGCUGACGUUCGAGAAUGAAAAGGUCGUUUUCAAGUGCGCGACGACGGAAGGCACGGAGACCGUGCGGGUUCGCAUCGGAAACGAGCGCUCGUCGACUCUCCCGUUGCCCGUGAACGCCGUCGUGACCGUCUCCGUCUGCUGUGCGAAGCCCACUCGUCUCGAGAUCUUCGAAGAGAAGCCACGUCCUGCGAAGUGCCCUCUGAACGUGCACACAAUGCUCGUCGACUCGCACGCCGAGCUUGUGCUCCGUGGCUCUGGAAACUGCGAUGGAGUCGUCACGCCACUUGCCUCAAUCAACGGUCUCUCUCCGAAAUGGACGACUUCUGAAUCCGCUCUUCUGAAGGUCAAUCGACAAGGAAUUCAGACGGAGGUCUCUUCUGGACGCAAGGAAGGACAGGCUACAGUUAAAGCUCAAGCCGGUUCGCUUUCGGCCAACUACGAAGUGACGGUGACGCACGGAAUCCACCUCGAACCGACUCGUCUUGUUCUGUGGAACGAAGCAGUCUCCAAAGGAACCUUCUCGAUCACCGGAGGAUCUGGUCACUUCCACGUCGAGAAUCUGCCCUCUUCCGGAGCCCCGGUCUCUGUCGCUCUUCGUGCCAGAAGUUUGACUGUGACGCCGAAGAAUCACGGAGAAAUUAGUCUUCGAGUGGUCGAUGCUUGCCUCGUUAGUCAACACGCCGAUGCCAGCGUUCGGAUCGCCGAUAUUCACUCGCUGGCCAUUGAUGCUCCGCAAUUCGUAUGCUAUUAUUUUUUGAACAUGAUAAUAUUUCUGGUUUUAGGUGGAAAUCGGACAGGAAGUUGAAGUGGAAAUCCUUGCUCAAGACGAAACGGGAGCAAGCUUCGAAAAGGCACACCGCCCACUUGCCGACGCUCAGCUGGACGCCAGCAAUCAACACGUCGUGCUCAAAAAGAUCGACGGACUCCGCUACACUCUCCGUGCCAAUUCGAUCGGAUCCGUCUCUCUGAGCGCCUCGUCGAAGUCCUCUACCGGCCGCCUUCUCAGUUCCCGCCCACACACAGUCCAAGUGUUCUCCCCGAUCUUCCUGCAACCGAAACGGCUCACUCUGAUCCCGGAUGCCAAAUUCCAGCUGGAAGUGGUCGGAGGUCCUCAGCCGACGCCUCCACUCGACUUCUCCCUCAACAACUCAAUGAUUGCUUCCAUCGAACCGAACGCACUGAUCACUUCCUCCGAACUCGGAUACACUUCCAUCACGGGAACAGUUCGUGUUGGAGACGGUCAUGUCACGAAAGAUUCGGUCGUUCUGCGCGUCGUUUCUCUCUCCGGAGUCACUCUUUCCGCUUCAAGUCGCAAAGUGGAGACGGGCGGCCGAGUCAACAUUCGUCUUCGCGGAGUCGUCGCCGGAGCAGAGGACGAGGAGCCAUUCGCGUUCGGAGGAGCCAUCUACCCAUUCAAAGUGACGUGGAGUGUCUCGGAUCCGUCCAUCCUCGCCUCUUCGCAUCCACUCGGAAGCGACGUCGUCGAACCGUCGAACAACCAAUUCGCCAUUUGGUUUGAUGCGGUUCGCGGAGGAUCCGUCACAGUUCGCGCUGUUGUUGAACUGAACGAAAAGGCUCGAAAGCAUUUCGUCGGAAGAGCCACCAGCUUCGUCGCCGAAACUACAGUCGCCGUGGAAGAUGCUCUUUCUCUGCUCAGCCCUCAACUGGCCAUCUCAGCCGUCCGAGUCGCUCCAAACUCCCAGCUCAAUCUGGUCACUGCCUGGCCACAAGCCGCCUUCUCCGUCCCAUCCGAGUACUCCAACCGCGUCUCGAUCAGUCCUUCUGGUCUGCUUCGGACGAACGGAAGAGAGGGACCAGUUGCCAUUGUCGUCCGGAAACUGAACAGUCCGGACAACGAGACGGUGCUCAUUCCGGUCACUGUUUCCCGCGUCGCUUCCAUCGACGUCUUUCCGAACAUCGAAUUGAAGAGCGCUUUCGAAAACUCUCCGCUCGUUCACCUGCCAGUCGGAGCACAAAUCCAACUGAAUGUGGUGCCAAGAGAUGCCCGAGGACGUAGUCUGGCCGCCGCUUCUGCAAGCAUCAACUUCCGGCCGCAUCGCUUCGAUCUCACGGACAUCAUCGCCACGAACAACAAUCUGACACUGACGAUCACGUUGAAGUCCGCCGGAGACACCGUGCUCCGAAUCGGAGACGCCGCCAACCAUCAAAUCGCCACGUUCAUUCGCUUGUCCGCUUCUGAAUCGAUGCUCCCGAGAGGCGCCCAGAAACACUCGCAGGAUCUCGUCGUCUCCGACGUCAUCUGCUUCCAAUCGAGCAUUCUUUCCGAGGAAGGCGCGCCGCACUGGUCGUCGCAGAGCUCAAGCGACGGACGUGUCAGCUGGCUCGACCAGAACCUCGGAGUCGCGCAGCUCACAAAAGCCGGCGACGCCUUCAUAAAACUGCACGCGGAUCGUCAGACGAUACACUCGAAGAUCUCCGUCGUGCUGCCGACUGCUCUCCGUUUCCCAGCCGAACGCAAACAGAACUUUGUGAGCAACGAUGAGCACUCGACUUUCGUGAUUCCGGUCACGGCGGUCACCAACAACACUUCGACGAACAAGAUCUCAUCCAUCUACGGAGACUGUUCCUCCGAACAGCUCCGCGCGUUCGAAGAGAUCACCGCCCCGUUCGACUGCCACGUGUCGUUCGUCCGUCGCGCCAAGACCCUCUCGGCGGUCAAUUGGCUCACCGCCACCGCCGUUUUUAGUCCGGCGUUCGGGUUCGGAUGCGAGAUUCGUCGUCUGGACUCUUCGGUGACGACGUCGACGAUUGUGGUGCCGGAAGAGCUCGAAAUGGAACAUUUCAACGCGCAGAUCGUCGCUAAAUGGGCUUCCGACGGAAAGAUUCGAGUGAAAGACGCCACCGUCGAGCUGCCGUUCCAUUUCGCAUUCAGUGUUGAGGAGAAGGAGCUCAUGUUCUCGAACAUGGAUCAGGUGUCGGCUGCGCUCUCCAUCUGGGUGCCUUCCUACGACGCGAAUCACAUUGUCGUUUCCGGAUGCGAAGGGGACAUCGUUUCGGUUCAGCAGACGUAUUAUUCCGGCGACCGUCACUCUGCCAAGGCCAACGUCUUCUACACGGUCCGUCUGAACGUGAAAUCGGCUGCGCUUUUCACGGAACACGCUAAGAAGUGCCACGUGACCGUUGAGAAUACGGUCACUGGACAGAGCAUCCGAGUUCCGGUCACUGUGCAACUGCUCGACGAGACUGCCAAACAAGUGUAUAAUGGUAAGAAGGAUUUCAGGCUGUAAACAAGUUCAAAAUUUUCAUUUUCAGCUCUGGAAAGCCGCGGAGUGAUUGAUGUGAUCCUGAUUCUGGCUCACAAGUACUCGCACGCGAUUCCCACUCUUCUGUGGACGUGCGUCGUCGGCAUCGCCAUCCUCGUCGGAAUCAUCUACGUGCGAAUGCACAUCUUCAACAAAGAGGGCGCGAUGGUCGACACGACCGUCACUAGCAACCACAACAACACUUCCGUCGCCAGCUCCUUUAACAGCACCGGAAAUGGUAAGGGCUCUUGCUUUUCAUCUCUUUUUAAACCUAUUUUCUUGCAGUAAGCCUCCGCGAACCAGUGUUCCGCUCCACGCCAAUCGCCGGAUCGCCUUCGGUUCCGCUUGCGAAUCCGCGCGACCGACUGCGUCAAACAAUGGGAUCCGGAGGAGAUGGCCGACUUUGGAGCUACUAA
Molecule: messenger RNA, 9065 nt
Organism: Caenorhabditis sp. 36 PRJEB53466
Lineage: Eukaryota; Metazoa; Nematoda; Chromadorea; Rhabditida; Rhabditidae
Source: the annotation of a GenBank genome assembly